Aspergillus nomiae NRRL 13137 is the source of this 1425-nucleotide messenger RNA. RefSeq lists its product as uncharacterized. The coding region runs from base 1 to 1425 and encodes 474 amino acids. The transcript is spliced from 3 exons. The record is from RefSeq and is a predicted model, not a curated record. Lineage: Eukaryota; Fungi; Ascomycota; Eurotiomycetes; Eurotiales; Aspergillaceae.
AUGUCGUCUGGCCCUUACCCUCUAACGGACAUUCUUGCUGUCGCCCGAGUUCAUCCUUUCUACUCGCAGGAAGAAUAUCCCCCGACGGCCGAGACCCUAAACCAAGUGCUGUUGAAGUCCAAGGAGGAGGCGGGCAGCUCUCUGGAGCUCAAAUCCAUACCCCUGUUAAGAAAAGAAACACUGAGUAAGCAUGUCGCCCGACUCAUCGUCGACCAAGAUCCUCGCAAUGGCUAUCGUCAACAGAAUUACUGCACGGUGACCGGUGGCGGCUCUGGUGCGGCGCCAAUGAUGUUCGCGAUGGAUAGCUUGGAGAGUCGACUUCAACGAGCAGCGACGGGGACGUUGACGCGCAAUUGUGGACUACUGGAACCGGGAGACUGGGUGUUAACCGUCCACGUUUCAGGCAAUCUAUACAGGGUCAUCGAAUUUGUGACGGAGAUCAUGGAGAAAGCUGGAGCAGCAGUCUUCUGCGCGGGAGCAGACAUGGCAUAUCAAGAUGUCAUCAACACGAUGAUUCUGUAUAAAAUCAACGUGCUGGCGGGAGAUGCGGCACAGUUGGUCCAGGUCGCGCGCUUUAUCUCCUCGCUUCCAAAGGAGCAACAGCAAUUACUCGGAAUCACUAAAGUGUUUUACACCUCUGAUAUGCUGACUCCGGCUCAGCGGUCAUUUUUGCGGGCCGUAUUAGGGGACAUUAUCAUCUGCGCAUUGCUGGCGAGCUCCGAACUGGGGGGAAUCGGGGUGGCCUCCUCCACGCUCAUGGCACCCACGGACGAAAACUAUGCGGAGUACAUUUACGACCCUCGAGUGACACACCUCGAAGUGAUCCCCAUGUCAAUAGAGGAGCCAGACGAACGAGGUCUGUAUCGCUCGGAAUGCACCGAGAAUCUCCCAGAUGGAGAAGUAGGCCUCCUCGCGGUGACCAAUCUAUACCGAUUACGAAACCCUCUAAUCCGCUACCUUUGCGGCGACGUGGCCUCCAUCCAUCCCCUGCCUACGAGUGUACGGACUCGGCUUGCGGCCGCCGAGGAAGAUGUGCAACACUAUCGUGUGGUGCGAAUCUACGGAAGAGAUCGCCGCAUAAGCUUCACCUGGUGGGGGGAGUACUUUCACUUUAACUUGGUCCAGAAGGAGCUGCGCACCGCGAAAUGGGGGGUCCUGCAAUGGCAGAUUCUGCUUGGGUCCAAAGGAGAACCUGACAAUCCGGAUGACAAGAUGGAGGUACGAAUCAUGCGGAGCCCUGAGGAGCAUGUUGGGAUAAAUGGUCUCCUCCCCACCAAGGAGCUGACGAUCCAGAUAAGGAAGCUGUUCAAAGUGUACGACUUCAAUGAGGAACUAUUCAGUCUAACGUAUGUCUCCACUCUGGAUGGCUUUGAACGGAGUAAUACUGGCAGAAAGGUUGUGAAUUUUGUGGAUUGGAGGCAGUGA